UGAGCACUGAGGGCUGACGGUUACUUGUGGUUGAAUUUUCCUUUGUGCUACCAUUUCUAGGCAACCUGGAGAGAUGCCUUGCGAGAAGAGAGAGGUAAUGAUUCCUAUGACCGUGUUUGAAACUAACCCAGAGCCCUAUGCACCACAAGAGGACUGUUGUUGCCCUUCUGCUCCGCCGUAUUCAUGCCAUGAAUCAUCAGCCCCUGCUGAAACAAUCUAUGUGGUGUCUCAGCCGCCAAUCAUUGUAGCAGGAAUCUUUACAAGCAAGCCAGCAGGAACAAUAUGUCCAAGCUGUCGCCAACCCAUUACCACAGAGAUUGUCUACAGAAUGGGUAGACUGACUUUCCUCCUAGUCGCCGCCAUGUGCUGUGUUGGAUGCAAUAUGGGAUGCUGCCUCAUCCCUCUCUUCAUGAAAAGGUUCAAGGACGUAGACCACUAUUGCCCACGCUGCCAGUUUCAUAUCUACAGAUACAAUAGGCUAUAGAAAGCCAAGCCAAGCCAUGGAGACUUUCAAGGCCAAUUCACUUUGUUUUGCUAUGAAUGUAAGAACUCAUAAACGAAUUUCUUUCUGUGAAAUAUGCAAAGGUAGCCCCAAUCCUGCAAUGAAUUCCUCAGAGAUCUCAGCAUCAGGACAUUAGAUUGUUACACUGAGUUUUGAAAACACCUUUAGAAAUAGUUUCAUGUCAAUGUGCCAUACAAGUUUUACUUCAUCAUUUGGAUAUUGUUGCCUUAAGCUGUCAUCUGACUGGUGCAUAAUUAUUUUGGUGCUAUUGUACCUAUUCUUAAAUCCCCAGAUGGAACAUGGAUGGGAUGUAACCUCUCCCAUCCUCGCUCAUGCUUCUAAACCCUCCACUUAUUAGAAAGUUUCAAAAUACACAUUUUAGAUCAGAGUUUAAUCUCUGACCCAUCAAGACCUAUUGGCCUCUGUUUUUGUUAGGCCUAAAGCUUGGGUCAACCUAUCUACAUCACUCAAGGCUGUGAAAAACUUCCCAUGCUGCAUGACGUAGUUAGGUUGACCCAUUGUAGAUGCAUCUAGGUCCAAAGAAGAGGUGGAUUAACUAAGCAACAGAAGCCCUCCUUCCAUCGCUGUAGGAAAUGUCUACACUACAGCAGCACAGCUGCAGCACCGUAGCGCUGACAUAGUCUUAUUCUAAGCUCUUUGGGGCAAGAAAUGUCUUAUGUUUGUACAACACCCAGCACUAG
Molecule: messenger RNA, 1203 nt
Organism: Mauremys mutica (yellowpond turtle)
Lineage: Eukaryota; Metazoa; Chordata; Testudines; Geoemydidae
Product: cell death-inducing p53-target protein 1-like
Exons: 4
Coding region: 74-484 (136 amino acids)
Molecular function (GO): zinc ion binding
Source: RefSeq, a predicted model, not a curated record